GUAAAUUUUAAGGAACAAGGAACAUGCAUGAUUAAUAUAAAUAGAUAGUAGCUGAAUUAGCAAAGUGGCCUGUGAUGGGUGGUGGCAGCUAGCAGCCUUGUAAGAAUUAAUUAAUGGGCCACCACUGCUGCAGCAAACAGAAAGUUAAGAGGGGACUGUGGUCUCCCGAAGAGGACGACAAGCUUAUCAGACAUAUUACUACCCACGGCCAUGGCUGCUGGAGUUCUGUUCCUAAACUAGCAGGCUUGCAAAGGUGUGGAAAGAGUUGUAGAUUGAGGUGGAUAAACUAUCUGAGGCCAGACCUCAAGAGGGGUUCCUUUACGGAGCAAGAGGAAAGAACAAUCAUCGAUGUUCACAGGAUUUUAGGCAACCGCUGGGCUCAAAUAGCCAAGCACUUACCCGGCAGGACUGACAAUGAAGUCAAGAAUUUCUGGAAUUCUUGCAUCAAGAAAAAGCUCAUUGCUCAAGGCUUGGACCCCAACACUCACAAUCUCCUUUCUUCUAAUUCUACUACUCAUCGCCCCUCUCGCCCAACUUCCAAUUCUAACUCCACUAAACUCAUGAAUUCUUCAACCCCCCAACACACUUUCACUGUGGGUACAACAACUACUAGUAAUUCUUCAACACUGCUCAUCCUGCCCAAUCCCAUUUAUAACAAUCAACAAUAUCCUGAUUCCCCUCACCAUCAUCACAUGCCUGCAGUAGAUGACCAAAACCAAUCCAGCUUCAUAAGCAGUUGCGGCCAUCGCAACUCCAUGCUUUCUGCAGCUGCCUUGGAGUUUGCACGCACAGCUUCUACUACUUCAAUGGAAACUAGUCCCAAUCCAACAUUGUUUUUAUCUUCAACCCCUGUCCUGAAUGAUGACAACUGCAUUAAUUGGGCUUCACCCGCCACUACUGGAAUAUUGCCAAUAUUGGAGCAUCAAUCAGAAGAACAUCAUGAAAUGUCGCAAGCCCAACAUCAAGCAGAGGAGCAGCAGCACAUGUAUGAAGGGCAAGUGUACAAAGUAAUUAACCAUGAGCAGGAUGAUCAACUAAUGAUGAAGUCAGGCCAUGAACAUGAAUAUGAUGAAGCAGCAGGGAAUACAUUAAUUGAUGGGAGUAGUAACUUUGAUUAUGAGUUUGUGGAUUGUGGGUUGAUGGCUCCUCCAGUUUACACUACUUGUAGCUUCAUCAAUUCUAUGGAUGACCAGUUACUUGGUUGGGAAUGUUAGAGCAAUAGCUUCAUUUUUUUUUCCCCCCAAUUAAUGUACGUACGUCUUUCCCCAGUCCCUUGUGUUAAUUAAUUACCCUAAUUAAAAAUGUAUUGCCAUUGACUAAUUUACAUAUAUAUCCACUUUAUAGGAAAUUUCAAGAUAAUUAAUUGCUGAAUU
This is a messenger RNA of Sesamum indicum (sesame), 1373 nucleotides long. RefSeq lists its product as uncharacterized. NCBI's taxonomy places the organism in Eukaryota, Viridiplantae, Streptophyta, Magnoliopsida, Lamiales, Pedaliaceae. The record is from RefSeq and is a predicted model, not a curated record.